Morus notabilis is the source of this 2116-nucleotide messenger RNA. RefSeq lists its product as uncharacterized. The transcript has 7 exons. Gene Ontology annotation, biological process: charged-tRNA amino acid modification. Gene Ontology annotation, molecular function: tRNA adenosine(64)-2'-O-ribosylphosphate transferase activity. The record is from RefSeq and is a predicted model, not a curated record. The coding region runs from base 111 to 1730 and encodes 539 amino acids. Lineage: Eukaryota; Viridiplantae; Streptophyta; Magnoliopsida; Rosales; Moraceae. Gene Ontology annotation, cellular component: cytoplasm.
UCUGCGUCUCUCACUCUUACCAUCUUCGCCUUCUACAACUGACCACCCGCGAAGCUGAAAACCAGGGUGGGGGCUCUGCUCUGCGGAAGAAACCCUAGGAUCAGGAAUCCAUGGAAGCGGACACGAAGCUGAGCAUAUACAGAGCGGCGAGGAGCAUAAAACGGAAGGACAACAGCCUCUACAACGCUCUCCGCUCGAUUUACGAGGACUCCAUCUUCGUCGGCGAGAUCUCCCAGCUAUGGCCGGACCUUCCUCUCCUCGCUAAUCUCCGGUGCGGCCUCUGGUAUUCCUCCAAGUUCCACUCCACCUGUUACUUCAAAUCCACCGACGGCCACACCAAUAACUUGUCCUUCAACACCUCUCGCCUCAAUCUCCACGUCGCUCAACUCGCCGGACAGAAGGGAGGGUGUGUGAUAGUGGAUUCGACACGGAAAGGGAAGAGGUUUCCUGAUAGCAUGUCGAAAACUAUACCCAUUUGGACGUGUGUUCUGAAUCGCGCUAUUCGCAACCAUUUGAGCAAAACUAAUGAUGUUUCUCCGUUGAACGAGGGGGAAACAAGACAGGUCUCUGUUGAUUGGGAUUGUUACUUGCACCUUCCCCUGUGGGUUUCCAAAACAGAGAGAGAUAAAGUUGAAAAUCGGUUAGAGGAAUGGACCCAACAGUUGGAUGCAAGUGGAGCUGAUAUUGCCUCUCUCGCAGCAUGCUUGAAAAAGCCGUUGCGCCCUCUAUGGAUAUCGCAGAAAACUGUCAUCUGGUUAAAUGAAGUACCUGACCACGAUUCUUGGGAUUUCACGCCCAUUAUACUUGUUUCUGCCUCUUCGACUGGCUUCACUCAGAUCAGGACUACCUCAGAACAUAGUUGGAAUUACAUAGCAGGUGCUGGAGAUGAUGAAGAAAGUUGGGCGAGGGGUUUAUCACCUAACUUGUUUUGGAAUAACGCCCAUGAUAUCAUAGAAUCAGGCCCUGAUUUAUGUAAUCAAAAGGUAGCUGAAAUAUUAGAGAAGGAUAGAGUAUAUCGUGCUCAAAGAGGACAAAAUGCUCCUCAAGUUAUUGUCAAGCCCACGAAAUUGGCAGACGGCUCAGCUCAUCUUUUACACAAGCAAUCACCUUUUUGUUUAGGUAUCACAAAGAUGGAAAAUGUUCCAAACUCCCAUGAUGAGCAUUGUGCAAUAUCUUGGCUGGGAUCAACUAAUCUCGCCGUAGGCACAUCCGAAGCUGCCGCAAAUCUGUCAAAUGUCGAUUGCAUACUAAAUUGUGAUAAGGAAUCUAUCACUGUCUCUCGUCCACAUACUGAAGCAUAUUUGCAUCUUCCUGUGCUGACAUCAAAAUUCGAUCGCUUUUCCUUGUUGAAUAAUCUCCCUUCUGCAGUAAAUUUUGCAAAGUUGAAUCUAAGCAAAGGAAAGAGACUUCUAAUUUGUUGCCAUAAUGGGGAAGAUAUCAGCAUAUGUGUCUGUUUGGCGAUCUUGAUAUCACUAUUUGAUGAUGGAGGAACCUUCGAUGGAGGAAAGUUCUUCAGCGAGACUUCCGUUACUAAAUUGGAAAUGCGAAGAAGAUUGGUACUCAUCUGCAGGUUUGCAGUGAAUGCUCGGCCAUCUAGAGGAAAUCUCAAGCAGGUUUUCAGUUUUCUUAGUGGUGGAAGAGUUAAUUCAGACGGAAAACGACACGCUCCACAUUCCGGGGAUACAAGUGGAGAAAAUUCACCAGAACCACUCAUGAGCUUGCUGAGUUAGUUGCUCGACAUAAAUCACGAGCUUUCUACUUUUGGAAAUCUUUCUUAUUAAAGCCUUUUGCUUAACUUGGACGGUGGUUCAACUUUUAAUUAAUGUUAUCUUUAUCCGUAUCCCUGUUAGUGGAGUAUUUUUAUAUUCUCACUUGGUUAGUUGGUUGUUGCAUGUAGGCCAGGUAAAGUAGUUUGGUCCAAGGCAAAAUGGACCUUGAUGGGAAAUUUUUUCUUUUCCCUCAGUAAGAGAGGGAAUUUGAAAUCCAGCUGUUAUCACAUGUUGUAUGGUUGGUUUACAUAUAUAUAUAUAUAUAUUUAUACACACACAUAUACAUAUAGUUAUACAUAUAAAGUGGGCAUUUGUGCUUCAUGCUUUGAUAAAUAUAUAAGUUUCAA